This is a messenger RNA of Cyprinus carpio (common carp), 6044 nucleotides long. RefSeq names its product bone morphogenetic protein 1-like. Lineage: Eukaryota; Metazoa; Chordata; Actinopteri; Cypriniformes; Cyprinidae. Gene Ontology annotation, molecular function: zinc ion binding; metalloendopeptidase activity; serine-type endopeptidase activity. Bases 68 to 3019 code for a protein of 983 amino acids. The record is from RefSeq and is a predicted model, not a curated record. The transcript is spliced from 20 exons. Gene Ontology annotation, biological process: proteolysis.
ACCCUACCACCCACUGCCGAUCAUCUCUCUCCGUCUGUACCUCUAUUCCUGCUCCACUAGCCCAAUCAUGGACCUCGCAGUGAGGUGUGCGUUCCUGCUCUCCAGCUUCGCCGUGCUCGCAGCGCUCGAUCUGGACGCGAUUGAUCCCGGCUACUAUGUGGAGACCAGCAGCCCGUCAGAUGUGAUCGACUACAAAGAUCCCUGCAAAGCUGUUGCUUAUCUCGGAGACAUCGCGCUGGAUGAGGAAGAUAUGCGCAUGUUUAAAGUGGACCGCAUUGUGAAUUUAGCAGAGAGAACAGUCACAAUUCUGAAUCACACAAAUACAGGUUUAGUUAACAAUGAGACGAAUACAAACGAUACGGUGUCCAGUCGGGGAUCCCAUCGGAGGAAGAGGGCAGCGACGUCCAGACCUGAGAGGGUGUGGCCCGAGGGAGUCAUCCCUUACGUCAUCAGCGGGAACUUCAGCGGAAGCCAGCGAGCCAUAUUCAGACAGGCCAUGAGACACUGGGAAAAACACACAUGUGUGACGUUCAUCGAGAGAACAACAGAGGAGAGCUACAUUGUCUUCACCUACCGGCCGUGUGGGUGCUGCUCGUAUGUGGGCCGGAGAGGAGGGGGUCCGCAGGCCAUAUCCAUCGGGAAGAACUGUGAUAAGUUUGGGAUUGUGGUGCAUGAGCUCGGUCACGUGAUCGGAUUCUGGCAUGAGCACACGCGACCCGACAGAGACGAUCAUGUCAGUAUCAUACGGGACAACAUUCAGCCAGGACAGGAGUACAACUUCCUGAAGAUGGAGCCUGGUGAGGUGGACUCACUCGGAGAGGUCUAUGACUUCGACAGCAUCAUGCACUAUGGAUUUUUAAGAGGGAUAUUUUUGGACACCAUUCUGCCACGAUAUGAUGUGAACGGAGUUCGGCCACCCAUCGGUCAGAGGACCAGAUUGAGUAAAGGAGACAUCGCACAGGCACGCAAACUUUACAAGUGUCCAAGAUGUGGAGACAGUUUGCAGGAGAGCAGUGGGAACUUCUCUUCUCCUGGUUUUCCGAAUGGUUAUUCAGCAUAUAUGCACUGCAUAUGGAGAAUUUCAGUCACACCUGGAGAAAAGAUCAUUCUGAACUUUACAUCAAUGGAUUUAUACCGGAGUCAUUUGUGCUGGUAUGAUCAUGUGGAGAUCAGAGAUGGAUUUUGGAGGAAAGCACCGUUGAAAGGUCGAUUUUGUGGGGAUAAAUUACCGGAGCCGAUCAUCUCUACAGACAGUCGCCUGUGGAUUGAGUUUCGCAGCAGCAGCAACUGGGUGGGAAAGGGCUUCUCUGCUGUUUAUGAAGCUAUUUGCGGUGGGGAGGUAAAGAGAGACAAUGGUCAAAUUCAGUCUCCGAAUUACCCAGAUGACUACAGACCUAACAAAGUGUGCAUGUGGAAGAUCACUGUUGCUCAGGGUUACCAUGUAGGCCUUACCUUCCAGUCUUUUGAGAUCGAGAGGCAUGAUAACUGUGCGUACGACUACCUGGAGGUUCGAGAUGGGAACUCAGAAAGCAGCCCGCUGUUGGGCAGAUUCUGUGGUUAUGACAAACCCGACGAUAUUAAAUCCAGUUCCAACCAGCUCUGGAUGAAAUUUGUGUCUGAUGGGUCUGUCAACAAAGCUGGAUUUGCUGCAAAUUUCUUCAAAGAAAUGGACGAGUGCUCCAGACCUGACAACGGUCGCUGUGAGCAGCGCUGUGUCAACACGCUCGGUAGUUACAAGUGCGCCUGUGACCCUGGGUAUGAGCUGGCUGCAGACAAACGGAGUUGUGAGGCUGCCUGUGGUGGUUUCAUCACCAAGCUGAAUGGGUCCAUCACCAGUCCAGGCUGGCCCAAAGAGUAUCCACCCAACAAGAACUGCAUCUGGCAGCUGGUGGCGCCUACGCAGUACCGCAUCACGCUGCUCUUCGACGUCUUUGAGACGGAGGGGAACGAUGUGAGCACUAGGUUUUUGCCUCAGCUUGGGGUGUGUAAGUAUGACUUUGUUGAGGUGAGGAGUGGUCUGUCCGCCGACUCCAGACUUCACGGGAAAUUCUGCGGAGCUGAGAAACCGGAGGCCAUCACUUCUCAGUACAACAACAUGCGCAUUGAGUUUAAAUCUGACAACACAGUCUCUAAAAAAGGCUUCAAGGCCCAGUUCUUCUCCGAUAAAGACGAGUGCUCUAAGGAGAACGGCGGAUGUCAGCAUGAAUGUGUGAACACCUUUGGCAGCUACAGUUGUCAGUGCAGAAGUGGCUUCGUUCUGCAUGAGAACAAACAUGACUGCAAGGAAGCUGGCUGUGAUCAGGUUGUGAACAGCGUGAGUGGGACCAUCACCAGCCCCAACUGGCCAGAUAAAUACCCCAGUAAGAAGGCCUGCACCUGGGCCCUCUCCACCACCCCGGGACAUCGGAUCAAAAUAGCUUUCAAUGAACUCGAUAUGGAGCCUCAUCUGGAAUGUGCUUAUGACCACAUUGAGAUUUACGACGGUCGGGAUGGGAAAGCACCAAGCCUUGGACGCUACUGCGGCACCAAGAAACCUCAACCGAUUAUAUCCACCAGCAACAAGAUGUUCAUCCGCUUCUUCUCUGAUAACUCAGUGCAGAAGAAAGGCUUCGAGGCAUCCCAUACUGCAGAGUGCGGAGGCCGUCUGAAAGCGGAGGUGAAAACUAAAGACCUCUACUCUCAUGCCCAGUUUGGUGAUAAUAACUACCCCGGGGCGUCAGACUGUCAGUGGGUGAUCACAGCAGAGAAGGGUUACGGCGUGGAGCUCAUCUUCCAGACCUUCGAGAUCGAGGAGGAGGCCGACUGUGGCUAUGAUUACAUGGAGCUGUUUGAUGGGGCGGACAUCAAAUCACCCAGACUAGGCCGCUACUGUGGAUCAGGGCCUCCAGAAGAGAUCUACUCCGCCGGUGACUCCAUCGUCAUCAAAUUCCGCUCAGACGACACCAUCAAUAAGAAGGGCUUCCAUGUGCGUUACACCAGCACCAAGUUUCAGGACACACUCCACUCCCGUAAGAAGUGACCCUUAGUGGCCGGGAGGGGCCGUGCAGGGCCUAGGGGGAAGCGAAAGGGCCCCAAGGGAAGGGCCUCGUCCAUCGCUCGGAGCCCCCCGGCCGCCAAGAACACCCAGACUCAACGGACCAGCCGCAAGAACGCCAACCGCACCUCAAUAGUUCACAGGGGUUCUGGCAUCCCCUAAUGACUGUGAGGAGUAAAGCCAUUCCACAGUAGACCUUGUUUUUACCUUUUUUUAUUAUUACAUUCGGGGCAAGAUGUGGAGGGGGAGGAGGGAGGGGGGUUGAAUGUAUUCAGUUGCUGGAUACCAAUAUAGGGGCGAAAUCAAGUAUGGGAAGGGUGGGUGUAGCUGAUUGGAUACUGGAACCCAGCUCCUUUUUUCAACUUUCAUGAGCCGAGAGUGUGUUGAAAAACACAAAUACACUGAGGAACUCCUGCAGGAGAACCGAGCAGUCAACCAAACUCACAAACCAGUCAUCUGUGCAACAGUGGGAUAGAGGAAGUGAGAAAUGAGUGAAGCAGGGGCAUUCAGGACGGUGUUCCUCGCAUAUUUUCCAACCUUGAAACGUGAAAUUUACCGCUACACUGUGGGGAAACAACCGUCUCUUCUUGACAUUAUUGGCAUUGCUUGUUCAUAAAUAGUCUCCUUGGCCAUUGUGGGCCAGUUUCUUUGUCGUUACUUGAGCAAAUGACACUGUAUGUCAAAGAGAUGCAUGUGGUACAGCUAGAAGGAAAUGUGAACGUAAUGGCACCAGCAUUUGUAAUAACUCGUUUUUUCCUGGCCAGUAGUGCAGAUGGUUCCCUGCCCGAAAUUACCACUCUCUCAAGGAGGUUUUUCAGAAUCAGUUAUCAUAUUAAAAAAGACUAAUAAACAAAACGUGGCCCAUGUCUGAUGGCUGUUAAUUGCUUUUGCAUAAAAACAGGAUAAUAUGGUGGAAAAGAUUUAGUUUUCGUUAAUUUAAGCACACACUUUUCCAAGGUCCUGUUAAUUUGCUGCUGUCCUCGUAACACUCACUCUGUGCUUCGCCAGUCAUGAACAAAUUAGGCACAAUCGCAUGAAAAUUGGUGGGCCCUCUUGUGUCCUGUCAUCCCACUGCUGUUUUCUUUUAUCUUCUUUUCCCUCUUUUUCAGGCUCUUUCCUCACAGUACAUGACCAACAGUUUCUUUCAAAAUUAGCAUCAUCUUAUUAUAGCUGUGCGUGUGGACCUUAGUCAGGGUAGACAAUAUAAAAAAUGUAAAAUUAGACAUGACCUAUGAACUUACAGAUGUAGUUCAAUCAAAGAGUCUGUCAUCAUUUACUCCGAAUUUGAGUAAAUGACUUAAUUUCUUUUGUGAAACACAAAAGAAGCCAUUUGGAAGAACGUCUUUGUCCAUACAAUGAAAGUCACUAGGGUCCAAAACAACAUAAUGUUGGAAUCCAUUGACUAUUGUUCUAUGGACCCAAAAACAUACCCUGAAACAUUCUUCAAAACAUCUUGUGCAAAAGAAAGAAAGGUUUGGAAUAACACGAGAGUGAGUAAAUGAUGCCAGAAUUUUCAGUUUUGGGUGAAUUAUCUCUUCAAGACCUGACACCUAUUGAACAAACUAUAGUGUCUCUUUUUAAUUCAGGUCAGAUUACAUAUGGUUUCUACUCUGACUAAGGUCCGUUGUCUCUGCACCCAAUACAAUUUUGAGUUAAAACCUAAAGGGAUUGUCCUUUUUAGCAGUCCUCAGAUGGCCUAUUGCUAGAUAGAUGUUGCUCUUACACCGAUGACUAUGGGGAAACUGUUAAAACUGUGUAAAAUUUUCAUUUGUAACAAUAAUGUACCUCACCGUGUGGGAGAGUGUUGGGAUGGUGCUAUUUCAAAUGAACCCUGCGCCCCAGUCAUUACGGUCACUUGGAAUCGCUCUUUUUCCAUUGAUAUGCAAUGUCAGUUGGGAAAAGAGGAUGUUUGAUGUCAAAUCUGUGUGGUAUAGUUCUGAAUAGUGUGAUCCCCAGGGUUGAUCGUUUGAAGUGUUAGUGCACUCCAUUUCCUGGAUCAUCCCUGUGAAGUAUGCAGUCUGCAUUGCUGCUCCCUACCUCUCUGUCUCUCUCUCUAUUUCUGGCCCCUACAGAACUCCUUCAAAGGCUGUUGACUCUGUCUCUUCCGUUUCAACCGCUCUUUUCAUCAUAUGAUAUCAUUUCACACCUGUUUGCCUUUGUGGAUUUAACUAAAGCUCUUUUAAAUCUCAGGUUCAGGAUAUCUGAUUGUUGUUACCCACUGAAUCAUUUCAAGACACUAGAUUUUAAUCGUUGCAGGACAUGGUUACUGUUUGACUUGGAUGUGUGGAAUCCAGGAAGGCAAACGACGAGGAUUAUGGUUUUAAGAGGACACAUUUUGGGGUUUUCAAAAGGUUUUAGACAUUUCUGCAAUGCCUUUCAUCUGAACCUUCAAGCCACGUGUGCUGUGACCAAACAAGUUGCUUGAUAUAAGUCCUUGCAAGCUUGCCCUCAUGCUCAAGAUCAACUAACUUCUAUCCUAGUUCUUCAAAUGGAUUUUAUUUUGUGUGUCUAAGAGAACGUCUAUACCCAAUUUAGCAUCUCUUUAUUUGAAUAUGCUUCCUAGCAUAGCUUUUUAGAGUAGUGGAGCACUUGUACAUUUAGCUAAUCGAAGCACAUUCUCCUAAGCAUUAAUAAUGUUUUUAAUACCCAGGUUAUUUCUUGUUAGAAAUAGAGUGUUUUGUGGGCAAAUGUGGGAUUCAAAUGAUCUGUUUUAGCACAUUUCUGAAAUGUUACCUCAGCAUUAUAGUGUAUGCUUGGUUUAUUCACUCUGACCGGCCUUCCCACACAAGACUUGGUACAUGUUUAUGCAUUUUAUCAUAUGUAUGUAUGUAAAUAUGUAUUAAUGUAUUCAAAGUACACUAAACCAUAGAUAAAUUGAUGAGAACUAAGGCUGUGUAAUUGCAGACAAAAGAUGCAAUUUAUUUAUAUUGUAUAGCUAAUUUUCACCUAUGUAUUGCACAUAGUGUUAACAAGUGCAUCUAUUUCAUAAAAUGAUAUUUUCAUUUUGAAA